Dacryopinax primogenitus is the source of this 819-nucleotide messenger RNA. Its product is annotated as vesicle-associated membrane protein. The transcript is spliced from 4 exons. Bases 89 to 745 code for a protein of 218 amino acids. Gene Ontology annotation, cellular component: membrane. The record is from RefSeq and is a predicted model, not a curated record. NCBI's taxonomy places the organism in Eukaryota, Fungi, Basidiomycota, Dacrymycetes, Dacrymycetales, Dacrymycetaceae. Gene Ontology annotation, biological process: vesicle-mediated transport.
CUUGCAUACCAGCUGGAUACCACUACUCUGCACUUACAAUUACACUUGUACCUACAAUUGCAAUUAAAAUUGUAACAAAGGAGUCAAGAUGUCGUUAAUACACGCACUUGUAGCGAGAGGGAAUGUCAUUCUCGCAGAAAACUCCGAGGGAAGGCGGGAUUUCUCCCAAGCCGUCCAAACGAUCCUUUCCAAGAUCCCGCCUAACAACAGCAAGCUCACCUAUGUGUGGGAACAGUAUCUCUUCCACUACGUCUCCGAGGGCGGGCUUACCUUCCUCGUGAUGGCGGACGACAGCGUAGGGCGGAGGAUGCCCUUCGCUUUCCUCGCGGAGCUGCAACGGAAGUUCACAACUGCUUAUACUCCGGAAGUGAUAUUUGAUGUACCGGCUUAUGGCUUGAACGAGUUUUCUGAAGAGAUCGGGAAGCUGAUGCACCAAUACUCGACCUCUCCCCCUCCCGAUGCGCUCUCCCAAGCCCAGUCCGACCUUCAGUCCGUAAAGAACAUCAUGGUCCAGAACGUGGAGCAGAUCCUGUCCCGCGGAGAGCGUAUCGAGCUCCUAGUCGACAAGACGGACAACAUGGCCGGGCAAGCGUACGCCUUCCGCAGGGGGGCAAGGAACGUCCGACGCCAGCAGUUCUGGAAGAACCAGAAGAUCUGGGUUCUGAGUUUCGUCGUUUUGCUCAUUAUCGUUUACCUCAUUACGGCCGCCUUCUGCGGCGCCGGGUUCAACCAUUGCAACGGCUGAUCCUGCGAAUCAGCCUUGUACCAUAACCCCGUUUCACUGUACUCUAUGCCAUCUCGGAAUAUAAGGACAUAAAA